Molecule: messenger RNA, 144 nt
Organism: Hepatospora eriocheir
Lineage: Eukaryota; Fungi; Microsporidia; Hepatosporidae
Source: the annotation of a GenBank genome assembly
AUGCUUUCUUUCUCCCUAUCUUGUUUUUUAGUCAAAUUUUUAUUAAAAAUUUCAGCAUUAAUUUUACAAACUUCAGAAACAAAGCAUUCUUUACUUUCUACAACUUUAAGUUGCUUAUUUACUCCUUGUUUAGACAUAUCUUGA